Echinops telfairi (small Madagascar hedgehog) is the source of this 6326-nucleotide messenger RNA. RefSeq names its product synergin gamma (gene SYNRG). Gene Ontology annotation, molecular function: protein binding. Gene Ontology annotation, cellular component: clathrin coat of trans-Golgi network vesicle. The record is from RefSeq and is a predicted model, not a curated record. NCBI's taxonomy places the organism in Eukaryota, Metazoa, Chordata, Mammalia, Afrosoricida, Tenrecidae. The coding region runs from base 10 to 4176 and encodes 1388 amino acids. The transcript is spliced from 23 exons.
UUCAGCUUCAUGUUUCCAGUUGCAAGUGGAAUAAGGCCCCCUCAAGGCCUGAUGCCUAUGCAACAACAAGGAUAUCCGGUGGUCUCUGUCAUGCAGCCUAAUAUGCAAGGCAUGAUGGGAAUGAAUUACAGCACUCAAAUGUCCCAAGGACCUAUUGCUAUGCAGGCAGGGAUACCAGUGGGACCAAUACCAGCAGCUGGGAUUCCUUACAUGGGACAAGCACCAUUCCUGGGACUGCGUCCUCCAGGCCCACAGUACACUCCAGACAUGCAGAAACAGUUUGCUGAAGAGCAGCAAAAACGAUUUGAGCAGCAGCAAAAGCUCUUAGAAGAAGAAAGAAAAAGACGCCAGUUUGAAGAGCAGAAGCAAAAGCUCAGACUUCUGAGCAGUGUAAAACCCAAGAUAGGAGAGAAGAGUAGAGAUGACGCUUUGGAAGCCAUCAAAGGAAACCUAGAUGGGUUUUCCAGAGAUGCUAAGAUGCACCCUACUCCAGCCUCGCACCCCAAGAAACCAGAUUACCCCACAUCAUCUCAUUCUUCUGUCACUGUCUCCUCAUCUACUUUUCUUGACGAAGAAGAAUUCAGUGACUUUAUGCAGGGGCCUGUUGAAGUUCCCCAAUGUGGGCCUUCUUCCACUUUUCAGUCUUUCCACCCCACCACCCCAGGGGGCCAGUUGCAUACACAGAAGGCUGGGCCACAGCCUCUCCCUCCAGGCCCUUCCUUGGAGGAGAAACUCCUAGUAUCUUGUGACAUGAGCACAUCUGGGCAGGAGCAAAUUAAACUAAGUACUUCUGAAGGGGGGCACAAAGCCCUUGGCCCAGCUUCCAGUCAGAGCCAUCCCAGGUUAACGGCCAGGAGCAGGGGUGCUGUAGAUGGACGUGUAAGUGGUGCCACCACAGCAGAAGCAGAAAAGACUUCAGACCAAAACCUGGCCAUUGAAGAGAGUGGUGUGGGAGUAUUUCCUCCACAGGACCCCAUUCAGCAGAGAAGGCCUCCUUGGAUUUACAAUGAGAGUUUGGUUCCAGAUGCCUAUAAGAAAAUUUUAGAAACCACAAUGACUCCAACUGGAAUAGAUACUGCUAAACUCUAUCCCAUUCUGAUGUCAUCUGGACUUCCCAGGGAAACUCUUGGACAGAUAUGGGCCUUAGCUAAUCGAACGACACCUGGCAAACUUACUAAAGAAGAACUUUACACUGUUCUGGCUAUGAUAGCAGUAACACAGAGAGGAGUUCCCACCAUGAGUCCAGACACUAUAAGCCAGUUUCCUUCGGCUCCUAUUCCAACUUUAAGUGGCUUUCCUAUGACUCUUACGGCCCCAGUGAGCCAGCCCACAACAGUGAUGCCUUCGGGCCCUGCAGCCUCCAUCCCUCUCAACCUGGGACAGCCAGUCAUGGGCAUUAACCUUGUUGGACCAAUGGGUGGAGCUGCAGCCCAGCCUUCCGGUGGCUUCUUGCCAGCUUACCCAGCAAAUCAGAUGGUCAAGCCCGAAGAAGACGACUUCCAAGAUUUUCAAGAUGCUUCCAAGCCAGGGUCUCUUGAUGACUCCUUCCGUGAUUUCCAAGAGUUGUCUGCUUCUUCCCAAGCAAGCCGUCCCCAGCCGGGAAACAGUGCCCCUUCUUUGUUGAUACCACUUACGGGAACUAAAACGUCGUCCUCAAUGGAUAAAUAUGCUGUAUUUAAAGGAAUUGCAGCUGACAAGGCCUCUGAAAAUACUGUUGCAUUUGGAGAGCCUGGUGACAAGUACAGUGCUUUCAGAGAACUUGAACAAACCACAGACAGUACAUCUUUAGGUCUGGGACUGGACUCAGUUUUUCACCAAACAACAGACAAAGUCUCCAGGAGGAACAGUUGUACUCAGGAGGUGCGCACUCCUGGAAGCAGCCACCCAGGAGAAAGCUUUGCAGAAUUCAGAUGCACGGGAACUGAUGAUGGAUUCACCGACUUUAAAACAGCAGAGAGCAUAUCACCCUUAGAACCUCCAGCAAAAGAAAAGACUUUUCCUACAUCCUUUCCUUCGGGAACUGUGCAGACACAGAAACCACAAACACAUGUGAAAAAUCCUCUGAAUUUAGCAGACCUAGAUAUGUUUUCCUCGGUUAGUUGCAGCAACGAGAAACCAGUAUCUGUUUCAGCUGCAUUUAGUGCAUCAAAGUCUGUCUCCACGCGAGCACAGCCAACAGACUCUGCUGCAACUGCAGCAGCGUUGGCGUUGACUAAAACUUCUAGUUUGGCUGACGAGUUUGGAGAAUUCAACCUUUUUGGGGGCUAUUCUAGUCCAGCACCUGUUGGGGAGCAGGAUGACUUUGCGGAUUUUAUGGCUUUCAGUAAUAGCUCCAUUUCAGCUGAGCAAAAGGCAGGUGACAAAUUUGAUGCCCUGAAAGAGGAAGCUGGUCCUGGUCCUCUCACCAGCAACUCGGGCAGCACAGGAAAGAGUGGACAGAACCCAAGUGUUGCGCCUACCAAGUACGAUGUCUUCAAACAGCUGUCUCUGGAAGGCUCUGGACUAGGUGUGGAAGAACUCAAAGAGAGCACUCCUUCAGGAAAAAGUGACGAUGACUUUGCUGACUUCCAUUCCAACAAAUUUUCUUCCAUGAACUCAGACAAAUCCCUUGGAGAAAAAGCCGUGGCCUUCAGACACACCAAGGAAGACUCUGCUUCUGUGAAGUCCUUGGAUCUCCCUUCCAUUGGUGGCAGCAGUGUUGGCAAGGAGGACUCUGAAGAUGCACUCUCUGUUCAGUUUGACAUGAAAUUGGCUGAUGUGGGAGGCGAUCUUAAGCAUGUCAUGUCUGAUAGCUCUUUGGACUUGCCAACAGUUAGUGGCCAGCAUCCGCCUGCUGCAGAUAUAGAGGACUUAAAAUAUGCUGCUUUUGGGACCUACAGUAGCAAUUUUGCAGUGAGCGCGCUUUCAAGCUUUGACUGGUCAGACAGGGAUGAUGCGUCCCAGGGCAGAAAGCUCUCUCCAUUUGUCCUCUCAGCAGGAAGCGGGUCCUCCCCAGCUGCCUCGGUGCUUCCAAAGAAAGAGACUUCGUUUGGCAGUUCUGAAAGCAUCACCAUGACAUCGCUCUCCAAAGUAACCACCUUUCCCAGUGAGGACGCCCUUCCAGAGGCGACCUUCCCAGCGUUCGCCAAUUUCAAAGAUGGAAUUCCUCAGGCCAGCGAGCAAAAGGACUAUGACAGCAGGCACUAUAAAGAAUUCACAAGCCAAGACCCCCCUUCAGCCGACCGGAGCCAAGAGGGCACAUGUUCCAGCCCAGCUUCAAGUGGUGCAUCCCAUGAAACCCCACAGGAAUGCCCCGAUGACUUUGGAGAGUUUCAGAGUGAAAAGCCCAAGAUCAGCAAGUUUGACUUUUUACUGGCCAAUUCACAGAGUAAAAUGAAAUCCAGCGAAGAAAUGAUCAAAAGUGAGCUGGCCACGUUUGACCUGUCUGUUCAAGGAUCUCACAGGAGGAGUUUGAGCCUGGGAGAUAAAGAAAUGAGCCGUUCCUCUCCUGCCCCAGCUUUGGAGCAGCCUUUCCGAGACCGCUCAAGCACCCUGAGUGAGAAGCCUGCUCUGCCUGUCAUCCGGGACAAGUACAAAGAUCUGACAGGAGAAGUGGAGGAGAAUGAGAGAUACGCGUAUGAAUGGCAGCGCUGCCUGGGGAGUGCUCUGGAUGCUAUAAAGAAGGCAAAUGAUACCUUGAAUGGAAUUAGUAGCAGUACUGUUUGCACAGAAGUCAUCCAGUCAGCUCGGGGCAUGGAAUAUUUAUUAGGUGUCGUCGAGGUGUACAGGGUAACCAAACGUGUGGAGCUGGGGAUCAAGGCCACCGCAGUGUGCAGUGAGAAACUCCAGCAGCUGCUGAAGGACAUUGAUAAAGUGUGGAAUAACCUAAUCAGCUUCAUGUCACUUGCCACUCUCACGCCAGAUGAAAAUUCGCUGGAUUUUUCCUCUUGCAUGCUGCGUCCUGGGAUCAAAAACGCUCAGGAACUGGCCUGUGGGGUGUGCCUGCUGAACGUGGACUCCAGGAGCCGGAAAGAAGAGAAGCCUGCAGAGGAACAUCCUAAAAAAGCAUUCAACUCAGAAACAGACAAUUUCAAGCUGGCAUAUGGAGGGCACCAAUAUCAUGCCAGCUGUGCCAACUUCUGGAUCAACUGCGUUGAACCCAAACCUCCUGGUCUUAUCCUUCCUGAUUUGCUCUGAAAAGCUCCCCUCUGAAGCACCAACCAGUUUUUGUUUUGUUUUGUGUUUCCAUCACACCCCAGGGCAUGACAAGGACCAAAUUAAUAGAAUUCAAGUACUGAUUCCGAAGCCCAUUUCUAUGAAGAAUUCCCCAAAGGCAGGGCGGCGGGGGAUCUGUGUGUCAUUCCUGCAGGCAAACUUGGCCCCCUAGUUUCCACUGCCAGCCUUUGGGAUUUGAGGGAGAUAAAAGCACCCUUCCCAAGAUGCAUGUGGCACCAGAAACUUGUUGACUGUCGUAUCAGUAGUUCUUAUAGGAUAUUUUAGAACAUGGACCACUGUGUCUUUUAUCUAAGGAACAAUUGCUGCUGCAGUAUUGAAACUGUGAAGAAUUGACAUUUGAAGAAAACUAAAUUAUUGUCGAACUGGAACUGGCAAAACUGCUUCAAAGCCAGUGCUUAUUUAUAACUAGGACACUUCUUCUCCUGUGAAGUAGGAUGCAUUCCUCUUUACUUAGUUUGUUACUGUAUGAAAUGAAUAAAAAGGGGGAAAUGUGAUGAAACACGUGGUCCUAUCUUUUUGUAGGAAAUGUCCACUUCUCGCCAUUGGACCAUGGCUGGUGGGUGUAGGCAGAUUUCUCAACUUCACUGUCUCAGCCGAACCAAUUACAUCUUUCCCCUUCACUUCUAAAACUGUCAAGGCUCAAGGAAAUAUCUUCCCUCAACAUCCACAGUAGCUUUGCAGGAGAAAAGGAAGUUCCUUUUACAGAGCACCCCAGCCCUGGCGUCUCAGGUUGGCAGGCCUUUUCCUUUAGGCGCCCUGACUCAAAACCAGCCGCCUGCUUGACCUCCCACAGACCACAGACAGGGAACAGGGAGGGCUUUCAGAUAAGGUGUGGAAAGACAACGGGCUGAAAUACCUUUUCAGGGGUUUCUCUCCAAAUCUCCACAGAGAACCGUAGAAAGACCAACACUGCCUGUCUGUGCAGUCUCUCUGAGAAGAGCUGGAAAUCCAUUCAGGGUUAGAAGAUGGAGUUCCCGGCCCUGUGAGGAGAAUGGUAAGAUGUCCGUUGACAGUAGAGGUGCGUGAUUUAGAAGCAGUGGGGGGGGGGGGGUUCUCAGAAAUGGCCCUGACUUUCAGGUGAGGUGUAGGGAAGGGUCUUGCCAUCAAAAUUGAGUGCUUUAACGUCAGUGGACACAAGCGGGAAGAAAAGGUCCCAGAGUUGGCUCUUGUGCACAACCCUUCUUGAUCUGGCUGAACUGUUAUAUAUGUGUUAAUUCUAGAGUAAUCAUUUUUAUAAUUGAUUUAAACAAUGCAUAAAAUCAGGAGGGUGUGGGCAUAAUGUGAACAGACUGAGGACAGAGUUGGAAGGACAUCCCAAUGUUAGAAAACUAUUUCUCCAAAUGUCAAGUAUGUGCUCUGUGAAGAGAUCCUGAAUCUUACGUGUUUGCUUUGGGAGACUUUGGGCUGUCGGCCUUAGACAUGGUUUCAGUUGUGAGCCGGACGACAAGGUGGUUCUGCCCACAUACCUGUUGCUUGAACAUCAUUAGUUUCCUCUCAGGACCGGACUUGAGGGACUACUGCCUUGGCCCCUCUUAGACUUCUUGCAUCCCUCUUCUCCAGGAAAGGUGCGCACAGUUCAUUAAGCCAUUCUUGAUGAGGCUCCUCCUUUACCUGUCAGGUGCCGAGAUGCAGAGAUGCACCAGGAAGUGCUGAUGGCAUAAAUCGCUUUCUUUCGUACUUGCUGUAGAUCACUGAGACAGCGGUCUCUGAAUGGCCACUGUGCAGGCUCGGCCCUCCCCUCCUCCACAGGCAGCGUGGGGUGUGGACAACCCGGGAGGCUGGUUUCCAGCAGGCUCUCGCUGGCACCUCGGAGAUAUGCUCCAUGCCUACCGGCCCCAGGGUUUCUCAUGACACCGGACAGACUCCAAGCAGGUUUCUGAUCAGCUUCACAUCCCACAAUGGAGUCAUGAUAGCACGAUCUGCCCCUUUCCUGUCUCCCUGACAUGUUGAGGGGGGUUUGUUUUGUUUUGCAAAUGCUUUAUGAAUUGUUCUUCAGUGACAGUGGCCUGUACCAAUGACAUUUUAAAUUACGUGCUCACCUGUUGACCAUGUUGGUUCACAUUCCUGCGUCAAUUCCAGAAUGCCUCAAAUAAAAUGUCUGCUGACCUGUG